AUGGAACAAAGGGAUGCAUUGGAUCGUCAGCAGCUCCUGGACUUUGUAAUGAGCUGCUGGGACGACAAGGCUGGCGCCUUCGGUGCUCAUCCACGUCACGACGGUCACAUCCUGCCUACUCUCAGCGGGAUUCAAAUCCUCAUCAUGCUUGAUGCACUGCACCUCCUUGACGUAGAAUCCAAGAAGGAUCGUAUAGUUUCAUUCAUCCUUGGACUACAACACCCGACUAAUGGGUCAUUCGCCGGAGAUCGCUUCGGUGAGACCGACACGCGUUUUCUGUACUGUGCAGUCUCCGCGUUAUCCCUACUUGGCUGCCUUGAUCGAAUCGACAAGGACAGGACAGUGUCGUAUAUCCGACGAUGCAAGAAUUUCGAUGGGGGUUAUGGGAGCGAUGCAGGAGGAGAAAGUCAUGCAUCACAAGGCCUUGUCUGGACUUGUGUUGGCGCUUUGGCUAUUCUGGAUCGCCUAGACGAAGUGGAGACUGAACCCCUGGCAUGGUGGCUCUCCGAACGCCAGUUGCCGAACGGAGGUCUGAAUGGACGACCAGAGAAGCUCGAAGACAAGUCGUCGCGUCUUCUCUAUCGAUCGAGUACCUCGUAA
Messenger RNA from Serendipita indica DSM 11827, 600 nucleotides. Lineage: Eukaryota; Fungi; Basidiomycota; Agaricomycetes; Sebacinales; Serendipitaceae. The record is from the annotation of a GenBank genome assembly.